Messenger RNA from Ruditapes philippinarum (Manila clam), 1216 nucleotides. Its product is annotated as nephrin-like. The transcript has 5 exons. Lineage: Eukaryota; Metazoa; Mollusca; Bivalvia; Venerida; Veneridae. The record is from RefSeq and is a predicted model, not a curated record. Bases 140 to 1177 code for a protein of 345 amino acids.
UUUAGAUGAUUAUGGUGGUAUUUGCUGAUAAACUCGGUGCACAGUAUUGUGUGGUGUAACAGUAUACCUCACUGUUAAUUGGAUUUAUUCAGACACAGGUUACAACAUAUCUCCAUUUAUGAUAUGCUAAAUUUCGAAAAUGCAGAUAUUGAAAUUCCAUUUAAAUAUCCUUGCUCUCUGUUUCAUUCAGGGUUUAUCAUGUCAAAGCAUAGUUCUAACUCCGACCAAAGCUUACGCCGAUAUAAACGAGCCAUUAACGUUAACCUGUACGUAUAUUGGUUACAUCAAUGUCGGAGGGACGAAGUGGAAUAUAAAUAAUCAGCAUACACCAUAUAUAGUAAGACAGCAAGGUAACAUUUGUAGUGGUAAUGGAAUCUUCGCUGAUGGCAACAUUUACAGAGUUGGUUGUCCAACUGAUACAUCUUUCACCGUAACUAUAUUACGUGUACAACAAGAACAUCUGAAUGUUCCAUGGGAAUGUUUGGACCGUGACAGAACAAGUAAUACGGUUAACAUAUUAUUAAAAGUUUCUGUUGCAAAAGUAGAACUUUCUGGACCAAGUUCUAGUUUUAUGAAAGAGCAUUCACGACAAACAAUCAAGUGUAAGACAUCACCUAGUCGACCACAACCAAGUGUAAGUUGGUAUCUCUAUGAAUCUGAUAACAGCGUUAAACAUAAGAUAACUGCAAAUUCGUCAAUACAGAUACACAAUAGUGAAGAUGAACUGGUAGCUGUGGAAAGCACCUUACAAUUUUACCCAAAUAGGUCGAUAAACAACUGGAUGCUGAAUUGUGAAGCGUUGACAGACGACGCAACCAGUGCAAUUUAUAGCAAAAGUCUGGCUUUAAAUGUUGCUUAUCCUCCGGAGAAACCUGUCAUUAUUGGAUUCACAGACGGUGAAAAGUAUUCACUAAUAGAAUCUGAGUUUGGCAACUUAUCUUGUUCGUCACAAGGCGGGAAUCCACUAGCUAAUUUGACAUGGAAUUGCUAUAACAGUAAACCAACAUCUAUUACCAUUGAAGACAAAACAGUUUUCAGCACUGUUACAUGGUCAGGUUUUCGUGGUCAGUCAUCCUGUCUUUGUAUUUCACAUCAUUCGUGGUCUGGAACUACGCAAAAUACAACAGUAAUGAUUGAUAUUUUUUGUAAGUUAUAUAUUUUAUAUUAUAUCAGAUAAAUCUCAAAGUGUAUGUUUUUGUUUUAUAUUAAGACGUUC